Tremella mesenterica DSM 1558 is the source of this 675-nucleotide messenger RNA. RefSeq lists its product as uncharacterized. The record is from RefSeq and is a predicted model, not a curated record. The transcript has 8 exons. Gene Ontology annotation, cellular component: mRNA cleavage factor complex. NCBI's taxonomy places the organism in Eukaryota, Fungi, Basidiomycota, Tremellomycetes, Tremellales, Tremellaceae. Gene Ontology annotation, molecular function: mRNA binding. Bases 1 to 675 code for a protein of 224 amino acids.
AUGUCCGACACUGAACUCAAGUCGUCUCCAAUGCAGAAUUAUACACUUAUCGAACGUGAAGCACAAGCAGAAGAAGAUUCCUCCGUCUCAGCUCGCAUGCAACGGCUGGAAAAACAAUAUGCCGAAACGGGAAUGCGUCGAUCUGUAGAAGGUGUCAUGGUGGUUAUGGAACAUGGAUUUCCGCAUGUUUUGGUGUUGCAAGUUGCCAAUGGGUUUUACAAGCUACCCGGAGGAUACCUAGACCCAACUGAACCAGAUGGAGAAGGUCUUUUAGCUAGGAUGAACGAACAACUCGGUGUUCCCUUACCUGACGGAGGCUACGUCCGUUCGAAAGAUGGGAAAGAUUGGACGGUAGGGGAAUGUCUUAGUAUUUGGUGGAGACCGAAUUUUGAUACUUUCUCUUAUCCAUACCUCCCCGCUCAUGUGUCUUUCCCGAAGGAGUGUAGGAAGCUUUACAUGGUCAAUCUUCCGGUAAAGAAAACACUCGCCAUUCCAGCGAAUAUGAAACUCAUCGCUCUUCCAGUUUACGAAUUCUACGACAAUGCGUCUCGUUGGGGACCUCAGCUUGCGGGUUUACCAUACAUCAUGUCAAAAUACUGGAUGCAACAGCAUUCGGAUGUUGUCAACUAUGCCGCUGCGUAUGCUGCAUUCGAGACCAAGUGCGCUCAAGUCUGA